This is a messenger RNA of Medicago truncatula (barrel medic), 1162 nucleotides long. Its product is annotated as UPF0481 protein At3g47200. Lineage: Eukaryota; Viridiplantae; Streptophyta; Magnoliopsida; Fabales; Fabaceae. The coding region runs from base 146 to 1060 and encodes 304 amino acids. The record is from RefSeq and is a predicted model, not a curated record. The transcript has a single exon.
GCUCGACACAUCAGAGCCACCUUCAACCGAUGACUGUUGCAUCUACAAAGUACCCUCUGUUAUUCGCAAACACAAUGAAGACGCAUACACCCCUAAGUUCGUUUCCAUUGGCCCCUUUCACCACGGUAAAACCCGACUCUAAAACAUGGAACGUCACAAACUCAUUUACUUCAAAGCUUUUCUCCAACGAACCGAGGCAUGUUUAAAAGACUUGGUCUUCUACGUAGAGUCUAUCUUACCUGAUUUCAAACGUUGUUAUUCGGAAUUCCUAACAUUUUCUGAUGAUAAACUUGUUAAGUUAAUCUUAAUCGAUUCCGGUUUUAUAAUUCAACUUUUUUGUGGUAUGUCUCUCUUUAAACCUUGGUUGGUAGGUGGUAUAUCAUCAGAUUUAUUGUUACUUGAAAAUCAGCUUCCCUUUUUCGUUAAUCUGAUUAGGAUAUUUCAUUUGCAACAUCCUAUUGAAUGCCGGCCCGGUAGAAUCAACCUCGGCGUCGACAAACUUGUUAUAUAUCCACCAAGCGCAACUGAGUUGUUAGAAGCAGGAGUUAGGUUUAAAGUGAACACUAAAAGUGAGUGUUUACUUGGCUUGAGGUUUUCGGGAGGAGUUCUUGAAAUUCCUCAAUUAACAGUUGACGAUGGGACCGAAAUUUUGUUUCGGAAUAUGGUUGCUUUGGAGCAGUGUCAUUACCCUGAUGAGUCAUAUAUUAUUGAUUAUGUUGCUUUUUUGGAUUUCCUUAUAAAUACUAGUAUGGAUGUGGAUAUACUUGUUAAGAGCGAAAUACUAGAAAAUUGGCUUGCAGACAGUGAUUCUGUGGCUAAAUUGUUUAAUGGUCUUUGCAAAAAUGUUAUGCAUUCUAGUGUAAGUUCUCAUUUCCCUACUCUUGGCAAAGACUUAAAUGAUUUUUGUAAGAAUCCUUGGCAUAGGUUGAAGGCCACUCUCAGGCGUGAUUAUUGCAAUACUCCUUGGCAAACUGCUGCUUCCAUUGCUGGAAUUGUACUACUUGUUCUCACUUUACUUCAAUCAGUUUGUUCUGUCUUGCAAGUAGUACAGGCCUCCUAGUGAUUUCUUUCUUUGUUGAGUUCAUCAUAAUUAUUGCUCUUAGUAUUAUUAUCAAUGUACGUUGUUUGUUUCCAUGUUUCAUUAUCUUUUUGUGUUGCAUUA